GAGGCCAGGAAGAGCAACAGACGGACUGCAGCUCCUGGACAAGCUCACGGGCUCCCGGGGACAGCAAAGCUUGGAAGAGACAUCUCCCCGCUCCUGGAGAAGCAAGACAGGUGCAGCCACAACGCCUGAGGCAGGAGGGACGUUUCCUCAGUUACAUGACUACGUUCAGCUUCCAGUCUCAGUAUCAGCCUUUGAGCUAAGUAGUCUGACCGGGAAACCAUAUCCCUGGGAUGCGAUGAGCUGGUAAAAAUGGGGACCAGUAAUAUAGAAGCUUUCUCCGUGGCCCUGAUAGAUGUGGCCAAUGAUAAGGAUGAGAGGGUUCGGCAGCAGGUGUCACAAGCCCUGUGUGAGCUGGGGUUCCACCAUCCCAAGGUCGUGCUCAUGGCCUCUCAUGAUUACCUCCUCAAGCACAGCAAGCUGGUGCAAGUGCACCGUGUCCUGGUGCUGCAGAGCAUGGAGGCCAUGGUGAAGGGCACCAUCGCUCAGCUGGACCAGUCCCUCGCCAGGAAGAUCAUCACACUGGCCUCUUAGGAACUCACCAGAUCAAAGGAAGUGGUUCCUCAUUGGCAGGAGGCGGCCAGUAAUCUGCUGGUUGCCCUGGGCUGCAGGUUCAUCAACGAGGUGAUGGAGGAGAUCCUCCAGAAGUUCCAGCCGGGCAUUCUCCCCCAUUUCUUUGUGGUUCGCACCCUGGCUAACCUCUCCGUUGCUAACGUGUACGGGAUGGUGCCCUUCCUGACCGCAAUCCUGGGCACCAUGCUGCCCAUGCUGGGCAUUGCCAGGCAGGACAACAUGAAAUCCGUUUUCACUAUUGCGCUAGGCCGGUUCAGCGAGGCUAUCCUGGAGUAUCUGGCUAACCUGGACAAGGCCCCGGAUCCCACCGUCAGGAAGGACGCCUUCUCCAGCGAGAUCUACGCGGCCUACGAGGUGCUCUUCAACCAGUGGCUGCAGCACAAGGAGCCCAAGCUAAGGACAAGUGUGGUGGACGCACUGGGACAGAUGUCCCAUCUGAUGCCUCACGACAAGCUGGAGGAGCAGCUGCCGAGGCUGAUCCCGGGAAUCCUGUCCCUGUAUCGCAAACACCCGGAGCACUUCCACUUUACACAGAGUCUGUGCCAUGUGCUGGAUGCUGCUGUGGAGAUGGGUAGUCGUGUGCUGGAGAGCCAGAUGGACGGACUGCUCAACGUGCUCCACCCCCAGAUCUGUGCCCCGAUGGAUUACAGGAACCACACAGCUGUGAAGAACCACAACGAAGUGCUUCGCUGCUUCACUGUGCUCGCCCGUGCCUUCCCGGACAGGCUGGUGAUGUUCCUGCUGCAGAAACUGGAGAGUCACAGUGAGCGUGUGCGGAUCGGGACCCUGACCGUACUCAAGCACCUCAUCAACUCCUCCGCCCCUCAGCUGGAGAGCAGAAAACCACUCAUCCUGUCCGGCAUCAAACUGGCCCUUCAGGACACCAACAACAAGGUGAAGUGGGCGAUGGUGCAGGUGAUCAGCGCCAUGGCUCAUCACAGCUACCUGGAGCUGCCAGGGGGAGAGGCCAUGGUGGAGUUCAUCAUCCGCCAGUGCGCACUGCCCUGUGCCACCCCGAUGCCCAAACCCCGGAGCUAUGACCCUGACGAGGUGACAGAGGAGAACCUGAGGAACAUGUGCGACAACAUCCUCAACCUGCUGACUACCACCGUCAGGACAAUGGAGCCCGUGCUGUGGCCGUUCCUGCUGGAGUUUGUGACCCCCACUCAGUACCUCAACGCCCUGGCCCCAGUGUGUCGGAGUCUGGAGCACCUCGGGGCUAAGAAGCAGCAGAACGGAGAUGAAGAGUUUAUUCUUCACUUAGAGGAGCGAGUGAAUCUGCCCGGACCCCAUCUGCUGCUGACCCGUCUCAUGGUGGUGUCCUCGUUCCCCUAUCGAGGGAGGGGUCGGGGUCUGGCAGCCCUGAAGCUGCUCCAGGUGUUGAGUGUCAGCCUGCACCCCGCGCUGGGCAAGGUGUGCGACAGUGAGCUGGCCAGCCUCAUCCACCAUCUGGCAGAGAAUUCUGAGCAGUCCCUGCUUCAGCGGCAGUGGGAGGACAAGCUGUUGUUGUUCCUGUCUCGGAGUGUGGAGGCUGUCAGUGAUGACUUGUGGCGAUCGCAACUGUGUGAGGAGAUGAUUCAACACCUCAACACCUACAGCAGCCACCCACAGGAGAAGGGCUUCCUGUAUAAGUGUGUGGGGGUGGUGCUGAGGCACACACACAGCCGGGACGCGGUGCGUAAACAGCUGCUGGAGCUGCUGCAGACAGUGCGACACACAGAGCCACUGGAGAGAGAGGGGGUGGCAGUCGGGGUGGGUUUCUGUGCGGCCACACACUUGGACGACACUCUCGGUAAAUUGGAGGAUUUUGGCAAAUCCGAUAUUGUCAGGAAAACAUCCAGUCUCUUCAACAUCCUCAAGGACAAGGCUGAUGUGGAGGUGGAGAAGGUGAGGAGCACGCUGAUCCUGUGUUACGGCUAUGUCAGCCUGCACGGCCCUGAGCAGCUCAUCCUGCCUCGUAUCCAGACUCACAUCGUCAGGCUGGUCCUCAGCCACUUCAACACCAAGGUUCUGGGGAUAAAGGUUGAAACCAAGGACCUGACCGUCAAGCUCAGUUUGCUCCGAGCCGUCAGUCUGAUCGCAAGAGCCGUCUACAGCAACACGGCCAACCAGACCUUCACCUUCAGCCACAAGGGAGAGCUACUGCACCUCCUGCAGGACCUGAUCAAGGCUGAGCCCCCGGAUGUCCUGAGGACCCCAAUUCGCCAACACGCCAUCACAGCCAGUCUACACCUCCUGAAGCUGGACCCAAUGCUGAGUGAGGCUGACUUGUAUGAGCUGAUCACCACCUGUCUGGGCAGUGUAUUCUCCCUGCCACCGCGGCUCGCCACCGAAAAGGGCAAGGAGGAGGCCAUCACUGACAUGAAGGAGCGUGAGGUGAUGUACACAGACGCACUGACUGCUUUGCAGGAGUUAUUGAUGCAAAUCCUGCUCCAGGACUUGUCUCCUGAUGGGCUCCAGGCUGUGUUCAAGCACAUCGAGCCCUGGUUAUCAGCAAGAGACCACGAGCGGGAGCGAGCUACGGAGACCACCUCCAAACUGCUGGCGUUCUACCUGGACAAGCUCAACAUCCGAAACAUGGUGGCGUUUCACAACUUGGGGGCUCUGAUUGGGCGAGUGAUCCCACGCUGCGCGGAUCCCCUCCCCACUGUACGGCGGGGGGCUGUGGAGAGCAUCUACACCCUGCUCUGUAUCCAGCUGCGUUACGAAGGCUUUGCUCUGGACCACCGGGACGAGGAGGUGGAGUUCCUGCGCAGUGUGAAGGACGGUCUGGGCCAGGCUGAGAGCAAGGUCUUGCUCCGCAUGUGCUCUGACAUUGGCAAGGUGAUCUCAAAGCGGAUGCCCCAGGAUCAGGUGAACACACUGCUCUUCAUGCUGUUCGAGGGGUUGGGAGACCAGCACCCCAGCGCUGCCAUCGCAGCCGCCAUCCUCAUCAACACCCUGGUCCACAUCCGCGGGACUGGCCUCGGCGACCAGGUCUCCGAGGUGUUGGAGGUUCUUCAUCUUCAGCUCCAGUCGGUCACUCAGGAGCAGGUCAAGUUCUCUGUGUUACAGACGGUCUCUCUCCUGGCUGCUCAGAACAUGCCGGCGGUGGUCGCUUGUCUCCUCUCACACCCUCUGCCCUUUGACAGAGAGGCUGGGGAGCUGUGGCAGGCAUUGGCCCUGAUGUUGCCGGGGGAGGGGGCUCAGGCCCGACUGACCCUGGAGCACCUGGUGGAGAAGCUGAACAAACAGCUGCCGUACGAGGAGAAGCGAGACUCCCUCCUGCGCAAGAGCGUCACCCGCUACGCCACCAUCCCCACCCUCGCCGUGACGUGUGCACUGUGUGAGAUGCUGUCCCGGCCGGAGGUGGGGGAGGUUGUGCUCAGUCUGUAUCCUCAGCUCCUCUCCUGCUUGUUGGUACGCGUGGGGUCCAGUGUGGGGGUGCGGCCCCCCAGAGACCCACCAAACACCGGGGCCAAGAGAUCCGGCCAGACGCCCCCCAGGAGCCUGGACGUCUGCAGCUGCUCGGUGAGUGCCCUGAAGGCGCUGUUGGCUCGGGGGAAGGCCCAGGCCGUGCUGAAGGCCAUGGAGGACGAGGGCGGCUGGGAGAUGAUUAAGGAUCCGGAGAAACACCCUGAGGGGGUCGCUGUACUGGCCAGGGCGAUGGCUCAGCACAGCGCUCCCCACCUGAGCGGCAUUGUGGAGCAGUUAUCUCCCACCCUGACCAGUGUGUACGAGGACCAGAGGAUCACAGUCACUGCGUUCUACGCAGAGCUGCUGAACCACCAUGUAAUGGCUGACUUGCUGCUGGUGGACGCACUGGUGAGCAGCCUCCUGCGCUGCCUGGUGGACUCCUGUCCUGUCGUCCGCAUGUUGUCCAUCCGGGGGCUCGGCAACGUGGCUGUGGGAGCUGCCGCCCAGAUCCACAAGUACGCCACGCGGCUGCUGUCAGCGCUGAUCGCGGGGAUGGAUGAGAAGGACGACCCCGGUGACCUGAUCACACUGGAGGCCAUGUCUGGCCUGGCCAAGGUGCUGGAGGUGCUGGAGGACAGCAGUGUCCAGCCCAUCCUCAUCAACAUCGCUCUCCGCAUCAGGCCAUUCUUCGAGAAGGAUAAGGAGCGAGUGCGAGCGGCAGCGUUCACAGUGUUUGGGAGCCUAUCGAGGUUUGGUGACGGACAGUCCAAGGCUGAUUUCCUGGAGCAAAUUCACUCCAGUCUGGUCAGCCUCCUGCUGCAUCUCAACGAUAGCAGCGAACUGGUGGUGAAGGCCUGUAAGUUUGCGCUGCGGCUGAUAGGACGGUUGCUGUGCUCAGUGAGUGUGGGCUCCAUGUUCCAGAAGCACCUGCUGGGGGAGGCCAGUCUGCACUACGGAGAGUUCAUCAACAACUUGUCUAAGCACAUCAUCAGUGAUUUCCCGGAGAAGAUUAAUUUCUAUGUGAUGGGCUGCAUGGCUUUCUUCAGGAGCGUCUGGCCUGAGAUCAGGGCCAAUGCUGUCAUGUUCGCAGGUUUCCUCCUGGGCAACCUCACCCCCAGCCAGCUGCAGACUGUGUCCCUCGAGCACGUGUGUGCAGCGAUCCUCAUGCUGCUGCAGGACGGUUCGCCAGAAGUCAGGAUGAAAGCUGCCGAGGCUCUGAGCCUCCUGCACGGAUUGUGAGGGACAUCGAUUCCUCCCUACUCCCCGCGGCCAGUGCUCUCUCUCUCAUUGUCACUCACAAUCCAGAGCCCUCAAGGAGAGAGCUUUGCUGCUGGACCUCGAGACCAAAGGCCAUAGAGGGAGUGGGAGAGUGUUGUGUGUGGUCGGUUGACACGUUGGUGGGGAUUGUGUGUCUUUGGUUGUGGUGCUGUACUGGGCAGGAGAUGGUGUAUGUGAGGGGCCAGGAAACAGGAGUCUGACUGGCAUUGUGGGGUCAGCCAUUCUGACAAUGGUACACCCCCACCCCCCCCUCAACUCCUCCCAGUCUAUGCUGCCCGUCGCUUCCCAUGUUAGUUACGGGUUGGUGUGGGUGGGGAGGGAAUUAAAGCCACAUUUUGUAAUGGUUAAAUGUGGAGAAGGGGGUGGGUGGGGGGAACCGUCCUUGCCCUGUACUCCCCUCAGGGGGGAGUGGGGGAGAGCCAGGCUGCCAGCCUCACUAUGUCU
This is a messenger RNA of Callorhinchus milii (elephant shark), 5688 nucleotides long. RefSeq names its product maestro heat-like repeat family member 1. Lineage: Eukaryota; Metazoa; Chordata; Chondrichthyes; Chimaeriformes; Callorhinchidae. Gene Ontology annotation, molecular function: protein binding. Gene Ontology annotation, biological process: regulation of apoptotic process. The record is from RefSeq and is a predicted model, not a curated record. Gene Ontology annotation, cellular component: cytoplasm.